Messenger RNA from Gallus gallus (chicken), 3444 nucleotides. It is a transcript of the gene TMC7, whose product is annotated as transmembrane channel like 7. The transcript has 17 exons. Gene Ontology annotation, molecular function: mechanosensitive monoatomic ion channel activity. The coding region runs from base 34 to 2367 and encodes 777 amino acids. Lineage: Eukaryota; Metazoa; Chordata; Aves; Galliformes; Phasianidae. The record is from RefSeq and is a predicted model, not a curated record. Gene Ontology annotation, cellular component: plasma membrane.
GGCAGCGCGGCGUCGGGGCGUCCCCGCGCAGACAUGAGCGAGUUCGGGGCCGGCGCGGAGCUACCGGGCUGGGUGACGGAAAGCCGCAGCCGGGGCGAGUUCUUUUCCCCCGAGGAGUCGCACGCGGCGGCACCUGCGGGGUUCCUGCAAGAGCUGCCCAGCUACCGCUCCGUGCUGAGGCGCCGGGCCGCCGCCGGAGACGUCCAGGAGCGGUGGGGGAACCUGCGGGGAAUCGCCUCUGCGGAGCGCCGGGAGCCGCAGCCCGACGGAGGGGAGCGAGGGGCCAUUCCCCUCUGGGAGCUGCCCUUUAGCAUCGCCGAGAAGAGGAGAAUAAGAGAUCUUCAGCAGGGUGAUAUAAAAUAUUCUUCUGGAUGGAAUCAUUGGAAAAGAACUAGUAGUAAAUCAUGGAAAAAAGCUCUCAAGGAUAUCAAAGAGUUGUCAUCUUACAUGCAGCUUUGGCGGCAUGAUAUUCACAGCAUCGAAGGGAAAUUUGGUACUGGCAUCCAGUCCUACUUCUCCUUCCUGCGUUUCCUGGUCCUGCUGAAUUUCUUAAUGUUCAUCCUGAUGUUCAGCUUUGUUACGCUUCCUGCUGUCAUCUCUAAUUACGGAAUUUUCAACAGUAGCUCGACUAAAAUUUCUCCAAAUAACACAGAGCCUUAUUGCACAGUUUAUACACCUAGUGGUAAUAAGGGACUUGUUUACUUCUAUACUUACCUCAAAGAUUUGCUCACUGGCACUGGUUUCCUGGAAGUGACGGUUUUGUUUUAUGGCUAUUACACAAUAGAUGCUGCGUGGUUUAGUGUCCUGAGAUAUAACUUACCGCUAGCAUACUUGCUAACUACAUUUGCCUACCUUGCACUAAGUUUUGUCUGGAUAAUCAAAAGAUCUGUGGAAAGAUUUAGGCAGCACUUGGUGCAUGAUGAAGAUCAGUUUCAGAGUUAUUGCAACAAAGUCUUUGCAGGCUGGGACUUCUGCAUUACAGAUCUAAAUGCAGCACGGCUGAAGCAUCGCAGCUUGCUAUAUGAGCUCCAAACAAACUUGGAGGAAGAAAGACUGAAGCAAAAAAUAGCUGAGAGGACUAUGAAAGAAAAGCUACGGAUCUACUCUCUGAGAAUAUUUAUAAAUAUAAUUGUCAUUGCAGUUUUGUCAGGGUGCUUUUAUUCUAUUUAUAGAGCAACUGUCUUCUCUCAAGAAAACUCCAGUAACAUCAGCAUUGUGGGCUUCCAGGCUAAUCUCUUAGUUCAGUAUUUGCCAUCCAUCGUGAUCACAUCGGCCAACUUCAUUGCUCCUCAGAUCUUUUCAUUUCUGAUCGCAUUUGAAGAUUAUUCAGCAGCCUUUGAAAUCAGGCUGACACUGAUCAGGUGUGUCUUUGUGCGGUUGGCUAAUGUUGGUGUUCUGUUGUUCUCACUGUGGAGUCAGAUCCACUGUGACAAUGACCAGUGUAAGGCCUGUGGAUACGAUUACGAACUCUAUCCUUGCUGGGAGUCUGCAGUUGGGCAAGAAAUGUAUAAACUGCUGAUAUUUGAUUUCAUGAUAAUUAUUGCUAUGACCCUGUUUGUGGACUUUCCUAGGAAGUUACUAGUUACUUAUUGCUCUUGGAAGCUAGUUCAGUGGUGGGGUUUGCAGGAAUUUGGAAUCUCUGACAAUGUCCUGGAAAUCAUUUAUGGACAGACGAUCUGCUGGAUUGGAACCUUCUUUUCACCACUUCUUCCUGCAAUAGCAACUAUAAAAUACUUCAUCAUCUUUUACAUUAAAAAGAUCAGUUUGAUACACACGCGUAAACCUGCAAGUAGGCCUAUCAGAGCAUCAAGUUCCAAUUUUUUCUUCUUGGCGGUGCUGUUGAUUGGGCUCAUCUUAGCUUUUGUUCCUUUGGGAGUCAGCAUAGCACUUAUCUCCUCUUCCAAGGCAUGUGGGCCAUUCAGGAAUUUUAAUACUUCCUGGGCCAUUGUUCCAUAUACAAUACUUGAGUUUCCAAUAGGUCUGCAGAAAUUCCUUUAUGGCAUAGCAUCAGAAGCCUUUGCAGUGCCUUUUUUUGUGAUUGCCUGCCUCUUUAUGUUCUAUUUUAUUGCCUUGGCUGGAGCGCACAAAAGAGUGGUUGAGCAGCUAAGAGAACAACUGGUUACGUCAUGGAUUGUUUCCUUCUCCACCGUCAGAGGCAGACACCCAACUUCUUGCCCUUCACUCCAAGUCUGUGUUUGUACUUUACCAUGUCUGGACUUUUUCUUGAGUGGAAGUCCCAGCACUGCCUGCAACAAGUACUUAAGGUGGAACAAAUCAUGGCUAACUAGUCUUUGGAGAAUGUUGCCGGUGCUGACGUGCUUAUUUGCAGCCAUCAAAAGCUACUACUGUUUGUCAGGAGAGUCGUGACAAGUUGUUCCUACUUGAAAAACUAUCAGAAGCUCAGAAAAAUUCUGGAAAACCACAAAAAGCUAGAAGUUGACUUCUUCUGGCUCCUGGAACCACUAGAUAAGGGUAGAUGAUCUGCAGCGUGUACAAAACAGAGAAGCUGACCAGCACUGCAAUCUGUGUAGUGGAUGCUUAACGUUCUUUUUAGUGUUGAUUAUGCUAGUGGGCCUUAGAGUUUCCAAGACUGGAGGUUUAGCUUAUUUGUACCAUUUUAGACCUGUUCAAAACAUUGUAUGGCCGGACUCUUUAUUGCUGCUACCAUUUCAGAGCUGUUAGGGUUUGUGAUAAGUUCCUGGUUUGUUUGUAUUUUUCAGGAGUUUGGGGCAAAAUGUGAUUAGAACUGAAACUAUUUAAAAACUCUGUACUGUUUUUAUAAAUUAUACUUGUAGGAAUUGGGGUGGGGUGAGUGGGUGGGGUGGUAUAACAUUUCCCACCCAGAUUUCUGUUAAAACAAAAGCAAAAGAGACUCAUGUGAGUAUUUUGAAAUAGCACUGUUGAACACUAGAUGAAGAAAACAAGCAGGAGGAGGACCUGGCUGCUGCAUGCUGCAGUCUGUGCUCUGUGGUACCCAUCUCACUGGUGUGCAGGAGCCUCUUUUAAACGGGUAAGACUUUACUGCUUGCAUUUCAGUUUUGAACAAGUGCCUUGAAUGGUGCUCUGUGUUCUAAAAUGUGAGUAUUUGGGAGUUAUUUAUUGUUCAGAAAUGCAGCAUUCAGGAACUCAGAUGCCACUAUCCUUUAAAUUCUUGCUUAAAUGGAACAGUGGAGCUGUGUGACUCAGAACAAUGUUUCCAUGUAGCCUACAAACUUUUCCCUUUAUUUAAAGGCUGUUUUUCUCCAGAUUGCUCUAUAAAGAAUUGUGUGCAUUACUUGAAAUUCCUGGUAAUACACUGGCACUUAAUGUGAGAUACUUUUUUUUCUGUGAUGUUUUGUAAUGUUUUCGGUCCUCACUUGUGAAGAAAUUAAAAUGUAAUAAAUCAAUUUUAAAAUCUAGUACCUGAUUUUUUUAAAGAAAGUUUUAUUAAACGGUGGAAACUUA